Molecule: messenger RNA, 10246 nt
Organism: Brassica rapa (field mustard)
Lineage: Eukaryota; Viridiplantae; Streptophyta; Magnoliopsida; Brassicales; Brassicaceae
Biological process (GO): telomere maintenance via telomerase; nucleotide-excision repair; double-strand break repair via homologous recombination
Cellular component (GO): DNA replication factor A complex
Molecular function (GO): damaged DNA binding; single-stranded telomeric DNA binding
Source: RefSeq, a predicted model, not a curated record
UAAUAUUUUUUAAUCUAUCAUAAUUUUAAAUUACUUCAUAAAUUAUUGUAAAAUCACUUUUAUUAUAAUUUUUCGUCUGGUCCUAGUCUUUAUAUAUAAAAGUGAAUUAAUUAUUAUAAAUUGGUUAUAGAAGACAAAUAUGUAUGUCAGACACCGCUAACAAAAUUGUCAAACUAUCUCAAUCAGUUCCUUCUCAUAUGGGCCUAACCGCCUAAAUAAAUCCGCACAACAAAUAUUUCAGUCAUGAUUAUAAUAUCAAAAGUACUUGUCUACAUCAUCUUGAUAUUUAAUAAGUCCGAACACAAUAAGAUUAAUGAAAAAGUUGCUAACUUUUUUUCUUUUACAAUUUUUUUGGGUUCGUUUAUAAUGUUGUUUGUAAAGCAAAAGUUUUAAAUCAAACAUAUACUAAAAGCAGAAUACUAGCAAUGGAGAUGAUGUCCACGUCGACAAUAAUAAUCAGCCAAUGGGGGUGCUUCUUUACUCCACGUCGAUUGAAUGUGGGCUUGGCUUGGGUUUUAAUUUUUUUUUUGUGAUCCGUAGAAUAUGGGAGAAGCCCAGUUAUCAAAUACACACAUAACCCUAGCUCUUCGUCGUAUCCUCUCAUCUCAUCGUCGUAUCACGAUUCUUAGCCCUUUCAUCUUCUUCAACGGAUCGAUCGAUUAAUCAACACCGUCUUCAUGAGUCUGCAAUGAAUUCUCUGGAGAUAUCAUUAAUGGGGUCCCUUCGUCUUUCUCCCUCUGAGUUUCUUUAUAAGAUUUGCUUUUUCCUUAGAUUUCUUACACACAAAACUCUAUUAAGCCAUGAAUUCCAACAGCAAAUCUCCUGUUUCCGGCGAUUUUACCGCUAAGAAAGCAAACGGAAAAGAUGUUGUCUCCUCCGGCGAGCCUGUCGAACAAGCCGUCCAAACCAGUGUCUCUCUCUCAUCCGCCCUCUCCGGUGAUCUCAAAACGAAGAAACCAAACGGCAAGGCCGUCGUCUCUUCCGCCGCGCCGAUCAGACGUACCGACCAUUCCGGUUUCUUUUGCGUCAACGCUGACUCCGGCGAUCUUAUGCUGAAGAAAGCAAACGGCAAGGCCGUUGACUCCUCCUCUGAGACGACCAAACAUCACGGCGGAUCUGGUGUCUCCUCCGCCAAAGUUGAUGACGUGCUGUUUUUCAAAGAUGUCAAGCUCGGACCACAGGAAGGCGAGCUAAGGUUUCGUCUGAUCCAUUACUGGGAGGCUCGGAACGCAUUCUCGAAGACACUUAUUGGUCUGGAGAUGCUUCUAAUUGACGAACAGGGUACUGUGAUCCAAGGAUUCAUCCCACCGAGAAGGAUUGACACCUAUUUGCCACAUAUGAUUGUUGGUUCCAUCUACAGGCUUAAUAGAUUUUAUGGAUCUAAAAGCAAGAAUGUGUUCCGUGUUGCUGAUCCAGACGUGACCAUAUCUUUCACAUGGAAUUCUGUUCUUUCUCCUCUAGAGAACAGUCCGGUUCAGUUUCCUGAAGAUCGGUUCCGCUUCUAUGGGCAUGAAGAGUUUGAAGCGGCAUGUGACCUCAAGGGGGCUGUUUAUGAUUUUGUUGGUCACAUUAAACUGGUGAAUGAGCAAGUUUUGAAUGACGGUAUUGUGCUUGAUGAAGGUGAUAAAGCUUCUACUCAGCGUGUUUUGGUUCAUGUCCAAACACAUGAUGGUCCUGUGAUGAAGCUUAAUCUAUGGGACAAGGCUGCCACUGAUUUCUAUGAGAAGUUCAAGGCGCAUGGAAACACUCCGAGUGUAAUUCUGGUGACCACUGUCAACCCGAAACGAUUUGGAGGCGCUCUAAACCUAUCAUCUAUGUCAUCUUCCCGUGUGUUUUUUGACAUGGAUGUUCAGCCAACCAGAGAUUAUCUGACUUGGUUAAACUCGAACACGGAAGUUGCUAACAGGGUUAAUCCUGAGAUUGUCACCAAAGCUGAGACAGCUACUAUAGGAGACAUCUUCUCCUACAUGAAGCAAGAAGGAGCAAAGGUACAGCCACUCAACAUUUCACAUAUUCAUUGCUUUAGCCUUAGGUAUGUAAUUUUACAAUUACAAAUGCGCAGGUUGCUUGGUUUGAAUGCACUGCCACCAUUGAUGAUGUCGUCCAUGGUUCAGCAUGGUAUUAUAUCUCUUGCGGUGGGUGCAAAACUAAAGCCACCAAAGGGCAUACCACUCUUAUGUGUAAGAAAUGUGGGAAAGCCGAAGUUACCGGUGUUGCAGAGUAAGAGUUUUAUUUUGUUAUACUCACACAUUCAGCAUCAGUUAGUAAUGUGCUUUCCUCACAGGUACCUCACGAAGCUCUCUGUUUAUGACAAUAAUGACCAAGCACGUUUUGUGCUUCUCGGUGAUGCUGGGCGUGAGUUAACUGGCAAGACAGCCGCUGAGUUGGUUGCAAACUACUUUGAGGCCAAUGUGGACGUAGAUGAGGAUCAUGUAAUCCCAGUGCCCCAAGAUCUGAUUGGUACGAUUGGUCAAACGCACAAGUUCGUUAUCAAGGUUUCAAAGCACAAUUUGGAAGGCAAGACACAAGCUUUGACUGUCACAAAAGUACUCACUCCUGAUGCUUCAGUACUUGAAGACAAUGUAGAAGAAAACGUGGAUGAUGAACCUGCCGAUGAGAGGAAGGAAGUUGCAGAUGAGUCAGUGAAAAGGAGUUCUGAUGGGGUUGAGUCUGGUGAGGUUAAGCGUGCCAAAUGUGGCUGAUAUGUUGUUAUAAGUGUUUGGGUCUGGUUUACUUAAAAACUAUGUUUUGUUUCAUUUCAUUUUCAGACUUUGUUUUUGCAAUUUCAGUUUUUGAACUAUCUAUCUUUUUAUCUAUGUUAUUUGGCUCUUAAAAAUUUCUGUUAGUUAUUUGGAGUGAUGAUGAAGUUUGGCUAUUUGAGUGAGAUCCCGUAGUUAGUUAGUUAGUGUUGUCUUUUUUUUUUUUUUUGAUCAGAUCAGUUAGUGUUGUAUGAGUUAGUUUCUAAUGAUUCUUUGCUUAUGCUACAUAUUGGAUAUUGUAUAUGUUGUAGAACCAAUUAAGUUGAUAUUGAUAAUAUUGCCAUAAUAUUUGUAUUUCAAUUGUGUCUUUAUUAUUUUAUUUACAUUUGGCAAUGUAUAAUAUUUACAGUUUCAGCAUCUAUUAUUUUCUUACUCACUCUUGAUACCUAGCUUUAUUUACAUUUCUAAACAACUAUAUCAUUGUAUUUCUUUUUAAUUAUGUAUUUUUAGAAUAAAAAAAAAAACUGAACCAAACCCAAAAUAUGAAACAAAUAUUUAUAUACCUACAAACAUUAAUUUUUUUUUGGAACUUAACAAAUGUUAAAUAUAUUUAAUUCAUAAAUAGCCAUAUGUUAAAACUACUGUUCUGUAACUUAAUUACCCAAAUACUUUAAUCAUAUUUUUUAAAAUUAUCCGAGAAUUUUAAAAUUAUCUAAAAUUGAACCGAAUCAAAUUGUCAACCGAUCUUUAUAAAUGACCAAAUAUAAUCAAAAUAUUAUUUACUAAUCGAAUUAUCCGAGUACCUAUUAAAACUUUGAAAUAGUAAUUAAUUUAAAUACAAAAUUUGAGACAAAAGAUUAUUUUUAACAAUUGCAUAAUUUAUAAAUAUAAACCGCGCAUCGCGCGGUUCAAAAAUCUAGUAAUAAUAAUAAUAAUUUAUUGUAAAUGCUUAGUAGUCGGAUUAAAUAUAAAUGCAUUUGGCGCAGAGUAUUUCUAUAAAAUGUGAGUAAAGAAGAGUUUGCUGAUGCUCUCACGUGUGACCCAAUCUGAUCGCAUGUUUUAGAUUUGGUAGUUGUAUGGUGUUCUGACACAUUACUGGGCCCGGCUUCGACACCACUAGGCAAAGACAAUGAUUUCCUUAAAGUGUCUAUGUUCGAGACUUCAGUUGUGUUUCUUCCCUACACGUGUCCAUUUUCUCCCAUUAGAAAACCGCCGGAUUCACAAGUGUAAACACGUUACAUGUUUAAUAGCCUUGAGUUUUUGUCAAAACUUCCAAACAAUAGUAGUAACUUGUUACGUCAGCUAUAUUUUUGUAAUCAUUUUCAGUUUUAUUUUUCAAAAAAAAUAUAAUAGCAAUCCUUUAUAUCAUAUAAAGGAAAAUACUUUUAAAACUUACCUUAAAAGUUUAUUGACAAGGAAUAUGACGUGGUGACGUGGCUUCAGGAGAAGCUUUUAUUUAGUAAAAUGCUUAGGUGUCACCAGGGGCGAAGCUAGUGCCAAGACUACGGUGGCACGUGCACCCUUAAUUUUACAAAUAUUAAACCUUUUGUAGCUAAAAGUGCAAAGAAAUGAGCUAGAUGAGAUGGUUUGGUAGAGGUGUGCACCUCUCUGUUUUCUCAAGUUCGAUUCCCCCUAGUCCAUUAUUUAAUUUUGCACCCACAAGAAUAUUUUUCUGGCUUCGCCCCUGGAUGUCACGCAUAAAACGUUUCUCACUAAAACUGUGAAUUUAAUGCGUUCAUACUAACAUUCUUUUAAAAAAACUUCGUACCAUCUACACUUUUCUCGACGAACACUUUUACGUGAUAAACCUUCAACUUCAAGUUUGAUUAGUUGAUUUAUCAAUCCUCUCAAUAUAAUCAUAGCAUCAAUAAAGCUUCUUUAUUCCUCUAUAUGUUUCUGUUAAAAACGGUAACCCAUUUGAUCUAUCGCCAUUAAGUCGACAGAUCUGUAGAGACGACAAAACGAUGAAACUUUAGUAUGAUGCCAAAUAUUAAUGAAAUAACCAUUUUCUCCAUACAUGCCUUCAUGCAUUUAGCAGAGCAUUCACAUUUUUGAGAGCCGCCUCUCAUUGCUGAAAGAGGACAUUGAAAAUCUAUUUCUAGAUAAAUGUGUCGUACUCGAUUUUGUUACUGAUCGAUGAGGUGAUAUCUGUUUCGAGGAGAAUUAAUCACUGUAAAUCGUCUCGGUUUAGUGUAUUAGUUUUCAUAAGCAAGCAAUAUAAGCAUGCUAGUGUCACCACCUUUGCCGCCAUGAGAACUCUUCAUUAGACGACCUUGAAGAUGAGAUGAAACUUUCAGGAACGAACCACCAGCAAGUCUCACGUGCUGAUCAUAUCUGGAACAAUUUUUACAAUUUAGAAGAUCGAAUAACCUUUAUUUUUUUAUUAUGUAACUAUGUUUUCUGAAUUUAAAGGAGCUAUCCUUUUUAUAUUUCACACAGUUAUUGUUUUGCUUAUAAUAUGUUAUUGAUUCAUUUUUUUUUUGAUUUUAUUUGUUAAACCCCUUAAUCCAUAACUGUUACAACGUGAUAGGCGAAAUAUAAAAAAAAAUAUUUUCCAAAACUUCUUCUCAAAUGCAAACACCAUAUAUAAAAUUUAAUAUUAGUGCACUCAUUAUAUCUUUUGUUCUAUCUAACUAUCGCUUAAAAUAUAUUUUAUGUUAUACAUAAUCAUAAUAUAUAAUUUCAACAUUAAUAUAGACAUCUUAUCCCGCGCAAAACGCGGGUUACUAUCUAGUUGUUAGUAUGAUAUAAGCCGGUCUUGUAAGGUAAGAGACAAAAUAGCUGUGAGGUAUUACCACAAAAUAACUGACGGGCUUUUCCAGAUUUCUUGGCAAGGAACUGUGGAGCUUUUGCUCGAUCGCGUUAGGUCUUUGAGGUCUUUGAGUAAAUGAUUGUCAACCGUAUUCUUCGUCAACUGCUCAGAUGGAGAUAUGUGUUCUUGUAGCUUCCUACAGUCGAAGCUUGUUCUUGAAUGAUGGAUGCUCGUGCUUCGUGAUCGGAACUUGUCUUGGAACCUUUCUCUCAUCCGAAUAAAUCAGUCCUUCAAUGUUUUCUUUCUCAAUCAGGCUUUUGGUACCGUUCUGCUUUGCAUCUUUAAUGAUCAUACCUUUGAUUCAAAAUCUCUUAGAGAUCUUUUCUCUUUCUCGUGUUAUGUUAAAUUGUAUGAUCGCUGUUAGUUUCAUCCUUGCCUCUGGAGCAAUUGUUUUUCUCACUGGCUCAUGACUCCGGAAAGGUGUUGUACUUUUACCGGUCUUGUGUAGUUCUUGGUUAAAUUAAUUAUAUUUUAUCAGAGGGCAAAAAAGAAAGUUUUGUUAGACUUGCUCUUAGAUUAAAAAAAUUAUCAUUAAUUUUAAAGACAUUUUUAGUUCAUUGCUAUUUUCACUUUUAUAAUAGCAUUUAGAUGUGAAAUUGUUCAAACUCAAUUUUUUUAUAAUAGAUAUUUUAAUUUUUUCCUCUAUUUAUAAGGAAAAAUAAGAUUUUUCUACUUUUUAUUCUAUAUUUAAAUAUCACUAUUUUAAAAGAAUAUAUCCCAACAUAUUAUAUCUCUAUUAUAAAGAUUUUUUUUUAUUUUAAAGGUGAAACAAAAUGCAUUAGAGAUGGCAAAACAAAAUCCAUUGUCUUCUUUGUAGUUUAAUAUCCACGUCGUAUGUUGUGUAAUGCCAGUUUCCUUAUCCCUUUAUAUUAUAUUUGGCUCCUUUCGUUUAUUAUAAUUGAUUCAAAUGCUAAGUUGUAGUAUUAAAAUCACUACGCCUGUAUCCACGCAAUAAGUUGUGAGUCUAUUUUGCCUAUUCGUCUUAUUUUAUUAAUAAAAAGAACAAGUCAUUAAGGUGAUAUGCGUCAAAUCACGUCUUUUAUAUAACCCGCCCCCAUCUUGCUCCUAUCACAAAGUAAUAUUAACCGAACAGCGAGCGGCAAAGUUGCUUGCUAUGCAGCAACAGCGAGCGACAAAGCUCCUCUGCUCUGCUGCAUAUUUUUCGCUUAGUUUUUUUUUUUUAAUUUCGUUUUUGAUCUGAAACUUUUAUCGUUGUUGUGGAGAAAAUGGUGGAUCCGCAUCCCGUGGGUUUCAGAUUCCGUCCGACCGACGAGGAGAUCUUCAACCCUUACCUCAAGUCGAAGAAUAUGGAUGGUAACACUAGUCAUGUAGAUGAAGUCAUUAGCACAGUCGACAUCUAUAGCUUCGAUCCCUUGGAGUUAGCUUGUAAGUUUUACCGACUACUUCACACUGUUGUAUCGAAACACCGCUAGUUUCUGAUAAUAUUAAUGCCUUUUAAACAUCGGGCUUUUUUUAAUGUUAAUUUGUUGUUAUUUCUCAGCCCAGUCGACUUCGACAAGGAAGGAGACGGACAAUGUUUUGUAUUUCUUCUGUCCGAAGGAUAACAGAUAUAACAGAGGAGAGAGACAGAGCAGGAAAACCAAGUCUGGUUCUUGGAAGAAAACCGGAGUUACAACGAACAUCAUGCGAAAGAGAGGAGAUUGCGAGAAGAUUGGUGAGAAAAGGGUCUUUGUGUUUCAGUACAGUAAGAUUCUUGGUGGAUCGAAACCUAAGUCCGAUUGGGUUAUGCAUGAAUAUGUCGCUACGUUCGUGUUUCCUGCUCAGGUAACAUUUGGUUGCUUGUAGUCGUAAAUGCAUAUUCUCUGUUGAUUGGCCCAUUUUUGGGCUGCGUUUGUGAUUGAAUUGAUUAAUUUUCUGUUUCUUUCUUUUUGGGUCAUACUAUUUGAUUUGGUACAGACCCCGAUGGUGACAUAUGCACUAUGUAAAGUAAUGUUUAAGGGUGACGCCAGUGAUUUACCUUCUUCUUCUGCUGCUGCUCCUGCUGGUGGUGGCGGCAGCGGUGGCAGCGGCGGUGGUGGUUGUAAGGGUGGUGGUGGCAGUGGCGGUGGCGGUGGUGGUUGUGAUGGUAGCAGUGGCAGUGGCGGUGGUGGUUGUGAUGUUCGUGGCGGCGAUGGCGAUGGUGGUGGUGACCGUGGCGGUGGUGGUUGUGAUGGUGGUGGCGGCAGUGGCGGUGGUUGUGAUGGUGGUGGCGAUGGCGAUGGCGAUGGUGGUUAUGAUGGUGGUGGCGGAGGUGGCGAUGGUGGUUGUGAUGGUGGUGGCGGCAGUGGCGGUGGCGAUGGUGGUUAUGAUGGUGGUGGCGGCGGUGGCGAUGGUGGUUGUGAUGGUGGUGGCGGCAGUGGCGUUGGUGGUGGUGAAGUUGAACAUACUCACUCGCUCAUCACUCCUACGAACAACCGUGGUGGAGGGAUGAGUGCAGAGGCAGAGACAGAGGUAGGUCAAAGAAAAUUCAAAAUAUAUCAUAGUCAUAUAGGAUCUGACCAACGACCUCGUUCGUGUUCUUCCCUUUCUUUCAGAGAUCUUCGUCUGAAUUACACAACCUGCGUCAGUUUAGUGGCUUUCUUCAUUUGGAGGAAGAGACUCAGAUGGAGGAUGCCAUUCGCAGGGCUAUCAACAACCUUUCACCUCAUGAUUUAAACUGUUUGCUCAAUAAUGAUUAUGAUGAUGAGGAACAGGGGAACACUCAAGAGGUGAGCUUUUAUUAUUUCUCUUUCUUUGAUAGUUACAAUUCAUAAUACUUAUCGUGUUAGCACUCACAGCAUGUUUGCCUUCUUUGAUAUUAUUCAAAGUGAGCAAUGCUCCGGGAACCAAUAUUGAUACAUCCGAGAAGAAGAAGCUGAACCCCUUAUGAUGAUGCACAAGGAAGUAAGUAAGACCGGAGUCAAAGGAGCUGGUUUUAUUCACAGGUUGAUACAAAGAUUCGUCAAGAAAAUCAAGCUAUGUUCUUCAAUCUCAAGAACUUACCAGUAAAAAUGAGAUCGAUUAAGAGUACCUUUUACAAUUUCCAACUUCCAAGUAUGAGUUGUGUCUAUCUUGUUUUGUAACUUUUUUAUAUUGUAUGCAUGCAUGUCCUACUAUAUCUAAAAAAGGUGAAUUUGUGAUCAGAAGGUGGCAAUAGAAGACAAACUUGUGUUAUUUCAAUUGAUACAACUCUAAUCAAAGACGUACCAAUCAACCUCCACUCAUCUGUGGCCCUAACUAAUCUCCACACAUACACAAAAAAAAAACUGCCUGUCAACCUUGCUAAAAAUAAAUCAUUUAACAAAAAAUAACAAGUCUUUUUUAAAAAUGGAAAUUCAAAAAGCCAAGUUCAAGUAUUGAGAGAGAUUGUGAGCUCAAAACUUAUGAAGGCAUGAAACGUUCACAAUCUUUUUUUUUUUGAAGUAUAUUGAAAAAGAGCUAGAAAAAUAUAUUUCUAAAUUUGUUCAAACAAGAAUUUGCAUCAAGCAGCCAUUUUCUUGAAGCAGUUGAAACUUGAAACUGGUUGAGCCUUUGUCUAAAAGGAAGAGUCGUGUUAGUUCUGAUGAUUCCACGUGGCCCAAUUAAAUGGCAUAUUUAGAUUCGGUCGUUGUUAGCAUUCUAAACAUUCCUGGCCCACUGACUUCACUGUUCCGUACAUAUUUUAUAGGAAGAUGGCAAAGAAAGUAUUUCCCUUACAGUUGGCAACUAAAAUGAUUUCCUUAUAUAAAACUGUUUUUUUUUUCUGGUCAAAUUUCUUAAAGUUGUCUAAAAUUCAAGUUCGCCCUUGUGUUUGUUUUGUCCGUGCAUGUUUGUUUUCUGACAGAGGUAACAUAUAUAUAUAUAUAUAUAUAUAUAUAUAUAUAUAUAUAUUUAAUUAACAGAGGUAACAUAUAUGUAAACGUUACCCUUUUAACAGCCUCCAGUUAUUUGAUGAGAGGAAGAACAAUGAUACUAAGAGUAUUUCCAAUCCUUUGUUAUUUCUCUAUAAUAGAGAUUUCUAUUUUUUCUUUUAUUUAUAGAUGAAAAAAAGACUCUUCUAUUUUUUAUUUACAUUUAAAAAUUACUAUUUUAGAAAAAUACAUUGGAACAUAUCGUAUUUUUAUUAUAGAAUUUUUCUAUUUUGGAGGUGAAAAUAACAAAAUACAAUAUAAAUGGUCUAAAAAUUAAUCGUUCCGUUGUAAAAAAAAAUAGUCGUUCCGUAACAUUUUUAUAAUGUUAAUAGAAGACUUUUUUCUCUAAAAAAAACAUUUUUAUAGUGUAUACAUGUUCUUAGUGUUAGGAACAGAAGUUCUACAUCGAGUACUAGAAGGGAUAUUAGUAGAGAUAAAUGGACCACUUCUCUUUAUCACAAUUGAUGAAUUUGUGAUGAGAAAUUGUUCCAGAAAACCCGGGCCUUUCUCAAAAGAGAUAUUGUUCCAGCAAAAUUGUAUCAUUUUUUUUGAAAAAAAGGCUUAGCAAAAUUGUAUCAUCCAACCACAGAAUAUCAAACUUGUCCAAUCCUCUUUAACGUUGCAAUCAACGUCUACUCCUCCGGUCCUCCUAAACCCUACAGAGAAGAAAAUUACAGGUUUCAACAAAAAGGAAACAAGACUAACAUCAAAUCAGAGUGCUUAAUUUACUAAUUUCAAGAAUCCCUUUACGUCCACAUCAUAUGUUUGGUUGUCGUGUUGAUGUUAAGUCCAAAUCCCAUAUUAGACUACUGGUAGCUUUUUAUUUUGCUUCCUCUAUAUAAUAGCAUAUGUAUACAAAUACUUGA